AUGCAGACUGCUUCUACAAACAUUUGUGAAAGACUGUGCAAUAAGUCCAUCUGUGGCAUUUCCUUGCUACUAAAUAUUCCACGGUCAACUGUUAGUUGUAUUGUAACAAAGUGAAAGCAACUGGGAAUAACAGCAACUCAGCCAUGAAGUGGUAGGCCACGUAUAAUGACAGAGUGGGGUCAGUGCAUGCUCAAGCACACAGUGCGCAGAAGUGACCAACUGUCUGCAGAGUCAAUAGCUAAAGACCUCCAAACUUCAUGCGACCUUCAGAUUAGCACAACAACAGUGCACAGAGAGCUUCAUGGAAUGGGUUUCCAUGGCCGAGCAGCUGUAUCCAAGCCUUACAUCACCAAGUGCAAUGCAAAGCAUCAGAUACAGUUGUGUAAAGUACGCCACCACUGGACU
Staurois parvus is the source of this 405-nucleotide messenger RNA. NCBI's taxonomy places the organism in Eukaryota, Metazoa, Chordata, Amphibia, Anura, Ranidae. The record is from the annotation of a GenBank genome assembly.